Molecule: messenger RNA, 3394 nt
Organism: Trichosurus vulpecula (common brushtail)
Lineage: Eukaryota; Metazoa; Chordata; Mammalia; Diprotodontia; Phalangeridae
Product: zinc finger protein 2 homolog
Exons: 5
Coding region: 1-2205 (734 amino acids)
Biological process (GO): regulation of transcription by RNA polymerase II
Molecular function (GO): DNA-binding transcription factor activity, RNA polymerase II-specific; RNA polymerase II cis-regulatory region sequence-specific DNA binding
Source: RefSeq, a predicted model, not a curated record
AUGCCUAUUGCCCGGGAGUCGGUGUGCGAGCCGGGGAAGAUCGAGGGAACCUCUGCUGACGAGGAACGCCAGAGCCGGCGGUGCUGCGGGGGCGGCGGGCGCGGCGGGGGACCCGGCGGUGCUGCUGCGGCGGCGGGGGGGAGCGGCGGGGCCGGACCAGACCAGACCCGACCCGGCGGGAGCGGCGGGGCCACACCUAGCUGCGCUGCGGCCACCAGCACGUACCGGGCCCUGCUUGCUGAGGACCAAAGCCUAUUCCUAGGAGAGAGCCUAGAACCAAGGAGAAUGGCCCUUGGGAGCCAGAGACCCUCAUUCCAGGAGUUGGUGACAUUGAAGGAUGUGGUCGUGGACUUCACUAAGGAGGAUUGGGACAUCUUGGACCAUUCUCAGAAAGAGCUGUACAAGGAGGUCAUGCUGGAGAAUGUCCAGAACCUGCUGUCUCUGUAUGUAGAGACCAGGUUUGAAGUAAACGAGGUGACUAGAAAUCUUGGAAUUUUUUUGGAAAAGCAUGAUCUGCAAAGAUUCCUGAGUGAUGAUCCAUUGGACUUCAAGUUGAGAGAAUUGCAUGACUCGGAUAUCAAGGUAGAAAGAAAUCCAAAGAGUGACUGUGAAUUUGAUGAAAUUGGAAAGAGAUUCAGACAAUCUUCAAUACUAAAUCACUAUAAGAAGAUGACCUCAGAGAAUGACUAUCUUCCAGAUAUUGAAUAUAGCAAAUGCUUUACUGAAGAGAUAGAUCUUUUUCAUUCCAAUGAGAAGCCUCUUGAAAUGCCAAUGUAUCCAGGUAGUCAAUGGGAAAUGGCCUUGAGCUGGAGUUCAGACCUCAUUAGACAUCAGAAAAAUGAUACUGGAGAAAUGCUUUGUGUAGGUAAUCAAGGUGGGAAGGCCUUGAGUCAGAACUAUAGGCUCAUCACUUAUCAGCAAAUUCCCAUUAGAGAGGAGCCUGAUGAAUAUAAUGAAUAUGAAACAGCCUCAACCCAUCAUUCAUCUCUUCCUUGCCAGCCUGGAUUUCACCCUGUAGUGAAAACAUAUGCCUGUCCUCAGUGUGGGAAGGCGUUGGGUUGGGACUCAGAUCUUGAUAGAUCUCAUGAGAUCCAUACUGAGGAGAAGUUUUAUGAAUGUCGUGAAUGUGGGAAGGCAUUCUGCUACAAAUCACUCCUUAUUGGCUUUCAGAGAAUCCACAAUGAAGAGAAACCUUAUGAAUAUAAUCAGUGUGGUAAGACUUUCACACAGAGGCACAAUGUUGCUUCACGUCAGAGAAUCCCCAGUGUAGAGAAACCUUUUGAAUGUGAUCAAUGUGGAAAGGCUUUCACAUACAACUCCAAUCUUACUGCACAUCAGAGAAUCCAUACUGGAGAAAGGCCUUAUGAAUGUAAUCAAUGUGGAAAAACUUUCACACAGAGCUCCAAUCUUACUGCCCAUCAGAGAGUCCACACUGGAGAGAAGCCUUAUGACUGUAAUCAAUGUGGAAAGGCUUUCAAAAACAGAGGCAGUCUUGCUGCACAUCAAAGAGUGCACACUGGAGAGAAGCCUUAUAAAUGUAAUCAUUGUGGAAAGCCUUUCACAGACAGGGGCAAUCUUGCUGCACAUCAGAGAAUCCACACUGGAAAGAAGCCUUAUGAAUGUAAUCAGUGUGGAAAGGCUUUCACACAGAGCUCCAGUCUUGCUGCCCAUCAGAGAAUCCACACUGGAGAGAAGCCUUAUGAGUGUAAUCAGUGUGGAAAGGCUUUCACAAACAGGACCAAUCUUGCUGCACAUCAUAGAAUCCACACUGGAGAGAAGCCUUAUGAAUGUAAUCGAUGUGGAAAGGCUUUCACAAACAGGGGUGGUCUUGCUACACAUCAGGGUAUGCACACUGGAGAGAAGCCUUACGAAUGUAAUCAGUGUGGAAAGGCUUUGAGAAAGAGCUCCAGUCUUGCUACCCAUCGGAGAAUCCACAGUGGGGAGAAACCUUUUGAAUGUAAUCAUUGUGGAAAGGGUUUCACACAGAGGACUACUUUUGAUGCACAUCAGAGAAUCCACAGUGGAGAGAAACCAUUUGAAUGUAACCACUGUGGAAAGGCUUUCAUAAUGAGGCAGUAUCUUGCUGCCCAUGAGAGAAUCCACACUGGCGAGAAGCCUUUUGAAUGUGAUCACUGUGGAAAGGCUUUCAGACAGAGGUGCCGACUUAUUUUACAUCAUAGAGUUCACAGUGAGGAGAAACACUAGGAAUGUGGUUUAUGUGGAAAGGCUUUCACACAGGGCUCCAGUAUUGUUAGACAUCAAAAAAUUGAUACUGAAGAGAAGUCUUAUGAAUAAUCAACAUGGAAUGAUUUCACACUGAGCUCAGAUUUUGCAGAGAAUCCAUACUGGAGACAAACCUCGUGAGUGUGAUCAACAUGACAGUUUUUUUUUAAUUACCACUCUUAGCAUAUUUAAUAGACGAGGUCCCACACUUAGGAGAAACCUUAUGAGGCAACAAUCAUCUCCUAUUUAGCAUCUCAGAAGUCAUGUGAGAUAGAAAUCUGAUCAUUGUCAGGAAGAAAGAAAGGCAUUCAGAUGGAGCUGACAGCUUCUUCAGGAUUAGAGAAACCAUUCUGAGGAGCAGUUCUCUCUGGACUCCAUGUGGGAAGGCUUUCAGCUAGAGAUCAUCUCUUACUUUCUAUCAGAGGAUUCACUGGAGAGAAGCCUCACAAAAUGGGCUCAUGGGGGCUGUGCUUUUCUUUGGAGGAGGCUGAUUGGGAGACAACUUGUUCCUACUGGAAUGAAGGUGUAUUAAGACAAUGGGAUGUGGGAAGGGCUUCCCCUACAGCUCCUCCUUGACUGUACUUUGGAGAAAUCAUGGUGGAGACAAAGCUUUGGGAUCUAAUUACCAACGGAAGGCCUCCUGCUGCAGCACAGACUUCAUUUGUCCUCCCAACAAGAGACUUCAUUAACCAUCCCUAUAUUUCAUCCUGUACAUAAAACACCAUAUAUGUAAGGAUUUUUCAGUGAAAUCCCAAUGUUUCUCAUCCAUCCUCAACAUUUCAUGGCUUUCAUCAACUUCAGUUCUUCAGCCAUUCCCCCAUUAUAUGGUACUCACUUUUGUUUCCUGUUGUUUGCUGGCAGAAAAAUUCCUUCCUUCAAUGUUUUGGUACCUGUUGGACAUUAAUUUCUGCAAUGCUUUCUUUAAGGGGCUAGGUGACAUGGUGCAUGAAGUAUUAUCCUUGGAACCACAAGACCUGAAUUCCAGUUCAGUCUCUGGCACUUCCUACUUGUAUGUCCCUGGGGCAAGUCAUGUCACCUAAUCCUGCCUGAGUUUUCCUAUCUAUAGAAUGGGGAUAAUAAGGGCAUCUACCUCCCAGAAUGAUGUGAGGAUUUAUUUAAACAACAUUUGUUAAAUGCUUUGCAAACAUUAAAUCACUAUGGAAAGACUGGU